CAUAAAUAUGAUAGGGAUCUCAUUAAUAAAGAUUUUGUUUUUGUAUCGAGCUCCAAUUUACUAAAGUUGCUUUGAUCCAUUAGGAAGUGAUUGUUUAAAUAACGGAUGGUCAAUAUCAAAUAGGAUUGAUACUUGUGCAGGUAUUAAAUAUAUAGGACGAUUUGGAGAAAGAGUUCCGCUAACAUAAACCUUUUUGUGUCCACAAGGAUUGUAGAUGAAAUUUUCUUUCACAAUUGGAAUGUUUGAUUCUUGGGAUUUACAGGAAAAUUUUUUCGUAUAUUGUGACAAUGUACUUAUUGAUACAUUUAAAUAUACUCCUGCUCAUUCUUCUCAUCUAUGUUUUGAUUCUGUCUAUAGAGAAGAUAUAGUACAAAAAUCGUUUAGAUUUUAAUCUCCUUUAGGUAAAAAUAGUCUAACACUUAAAUUACAAGAUGAUCUUGAUGAAUCAAUUAAUAAUGGUAUAUGAAUAAUAUAUUUAGAAUCUUGGGGAAUAAGAAAUGUACUUUUAGAAGUUUUUGAACCUUGUGUUGACUUUUUUAGUGAAUGCAAUUACCAAGGAGAAUUUUGGAGAAUUUGUGCUGGAAAUUAAACUAGUUUAUCAAAAAAUCUUCCCUUAUAAAUCAAAUCAAUUAUAAUUUUAAAAGGAAUAAUAGUUAAAUUAAAAGAUGCAAAGUAUUUUGGAGGUAACAUGUAAACAUACACUACUGAUUAACCUUGUUUGAAUGAUUUUAAUGUAUUUUAAUUAUUAAACUAGUUUCCAAAAUACCAAAAGACAAUAUGA
Paramecium sonneborni is the source of this 781-nucleotide messenger RNA. Lineage: Eukaryota; Ciliophora; Oligohymenophorea; Peniculida; Parameciidae. The record is from the annotation of a GenBank genome assembly.